Molecule: messenger RNA, 1949 nt
Organism: Geodia barretti
Lineage: Eukaryota; Metazoa; Porifera; Demospongiae; Tetractinellida; Geodiidae
Source: the annotation of a GenBank genome assembly
UCCCACAAGGUGUUUGGUUUCCCGACUGGACUAGGGGCACUGUUGGUACGUAGGGAUAGUGCCCCGCUGCUGUUCAAGAGGUACUACGGAGGAGGGACUGUGUUUGGAACAGUCAGUCGAUCCGGUCUACACCUUCCUCGCUCUGACCUGCACGAACGACUUGAAGAUGGCACCAUUCCAUUCCUGGAGAUCCUGGCUCUGGAGCAUGGGUUUCAGACCCUCUCCAAGUUGGCUGGACCGAUGACAGGGAUUGCCGAUCGCACAUUCACUCUGGCCAAGUAUGUCCACGAUAAGCUAUCUGUGAUGAAACACUAUAAUGGAGCUCCUCUAUGCAUCAUCUACUGCCACGAAAAUUUCACGGACCCCUCAAAGCAGGGGGGCAUUGUGAAUUUCAAUCUCCUGCGGCCCGACGGAAAGUUUGUAGGCUACAGCGAGGUUUCAAAUUUGGCGAGUGUCCACGACAUUCACCUGAGGACUGGCUGUUUCUGUAACACAGGAGCCUGCAUGAACUACCUUCACCUCGACACCUCCCUCAUUCUCAACCACUUGGAGGCUGGUCAUAUAUGUGGUGACAGCAUGGAUAUUAUCAAUGGAAAACCAACUGGUUCGGUCCGUGUAUCAUUCGGCUAUAUGUCGACUUUAAAAGACGCAAAAACGUUCGUCUCUUUCGUGGAGAGUAACUUCCAACACUCAACCGAAACCAGUUCCGACGACCUCAUCGAUAGACCUAGCACUAAUUUCAUUGGACGAAAGACUGAUGAUGUCAUCGUUAAGGAAUGCGGUGAUGUAGGAGAUGGAAGAGGAUUGGAAGUUGAGACAGUUGAAAAGAGGGGGAGAGAAGGAAGAUGGAUAAAAGUCGGAGAUAAAGUGGCAAUAGUUUCUUCUAACACCACCAUAGGUACUGCCUGUAAGACGUAUAAACUGGACAGUAUAAGGCUCUACCCAGUCAAGAGCUGCGGAUCACUCGAAGUUUCGGAGUGGCUAAUUGGUGGGUGUGGCUUGUUGUACGACCGAGAGUGGGUGGUCCUGUCGGAGCACCGGGCGUGUCUGAGCCAGAAACAGGAGCCUCGUCUCAGUCUCGUUCUCCCAUUCCUCACUCCCCAUUCCCAACAUCUGGAACUCCGGUUCCAAGGCAAGGCUAGUUUGAAGGUGUCCCUUGCAAGGGGCGGUACAGAGGAAGGCUCGAACCAGACGAGAAGACAGGGAAGAGAUUUUUCGCUGAGUUCUGGUGGAGCAGUGUGUCAGAUGAGAGUCUGUGGAGACAAAGUAACAGGGACAGAUUGUGGAGAAGCAGCUGCCAGUUGGCUCACAGAGGCCCUCUCCCGUGACUGUCGUCUUGUGAGGCAGACUCACCAGCGAACUGCAAAGACGCCAUCUUCAGCAAGUGGCAGUGGGGAAGCCCCUCUCCUGUCACUGGCUAACGAGGCACAGUAUCUGCUGGUGACCAGAGCAAGUGCGGAGUAUCUUCUGUCAGAGAUUUCCAAAAGACACACGAAACAGUUGCUGUCGCUGGAUGAUCUGGUGUCCCGGUUCCGUCCCAACCUGGUGGUCUCCGGGAAUGGAAUGGAGCCGUACGAAGAGGACGAAUGGAGCGAGGUCACCAUUGGAGGUCAAAGAUUCAAGGUGACGGGUCGCUGCAGCAGAUGCAGGACCAUCUGCGUGGACCAGACGACCGGCUCCCGGAGCAGCGAACCUCUCCAGACUCUCCUCCGGCUCCGGGGAUCCAGGGCCACAUUUGGGGUCUACCUUACCGCUCAGGCAUUUCCUCCAGAUUUUGAUGAUCAAUGUAUUUCAGUCCCGCAGACAUUGAGCACCACCACCUUGUGGUGAUGUCGCUCCUGCAUACUUUCAUUUUCGCGUCUGCUGCAUUCAUUUCACAAAAAACACUCACCUUCGCUUUUAUUUUGUGAGGAAUUGUUUGUGUAAUUUUCAUGUGUUUGCUUCUUAUU